UUUCUGUUUCAAAGCUGGGGUACUGGGAUCCCAAAUUAAAGUCUGUAGAUUGAGGCCACGAAACACGCUUUUCAUUAAGAUGAGAUCCCGUCUAAGAGCGUCUAAAUUAAUCCUUCUAUGUUUUUUGCUCUGGUUGACAUUUUGUCUGCAAGUAUUUUCCAAGAAAUGUAUAAAACCACAGCCUCAGAUUUCUGAAGAUGACUUUUCCCCUCCAUCACCAAAAGAUAAAUGCUUGGAUCAGGACUCUGCCACGGAGAGGGAAUUGGGUAGUGUUACCUGUGAUGCACCCGCGUCAUCUUCAAAUCUUGCUAUUGAUCGGACUGGAACAUCGGAGCUUGACGAUGUACAGCCAGCAGUACAGUCAUUGAAAGAACCGCGGCCUUUUGAUAAUGAUAUUGAGAUUCCUGAAGAUGAGUUUUCCCCUCCAUCACUAAAAGAUGAAUGCUUGAAUCUGGACUCUGCCACGUUGAGGGAAUUGGGUAGUGUUACCUGUGAUGCACCCGCGUCAUCUUCAAAUUUUGCUAUUGAUCGGACUGGAACAUCGGAGCUUCAUGAUGUACAGCCAGCAGUACAGUCAUUGAAAGAACCGCGGCCUUUUGAUAAUGAUAUUGAGAUUCCUGAAGAUGAGUUUUCCCCUCCAUCACUAAAAGAUGAAUGCUUGAAUCUGGACUCUGCCACGUUGAGGGAAUUGGGUAGUGUUACCUGUGAUGCACCCGCGUCAUCUCCAAAUUUUGCUAUUGAUCGGACUGGAACAUCGGAGCUUGAUGAUGUACAGCCAGCAGUACAGGUUCAGCUUGGUCAGAUAAGAGCUCCAACGAGAGAUCCAUCUUUGAAUUCAACAACCUUAUUUAUAUAUGAACCUCAAGGCCUGACAUUUCGGCACGGGCAAAAUUUUGCAUUUAACCAUUUUCAAUUGCUGAGGCCAAGCGAAGAAACAGAAGUUCUGCAUGGAAUGAGAGCCCUUCUGCAACGAAUAAAUCGACAGCAACAGCAACCGGUUCAGCUUGGUCAGAUAAGAGCUCCAACGAGAGAUCCAUCUUUGAAUUCAACAACCUUAUUUAUAUAUGAACCUCAAGGCCUGACAUUUCGGCACGGGCAAAAUUUUGCAUUUAACCAUUUUCAAUUGCUGAGGCCAAGCGAAGAAACAGAAGUUCUGCAUGGAAUGAGAGCCCUUCUGCAACGAAUAAAUCGACAGCAACAGCAACCGGUUCAGCUUGGUCAGAUAAGAGCUCCAACGAGAGAUCCAUCUUUGAAUUCAACAACCUUAUUUAUAUAUGAACCUCAAGGCCUGACAUUUCGGCACGGGCAAAAUUUUGCAUUUAACCAUUUUCAAUUGCUGAGGCCAAGCGAAGAAACAGAAGUUCUGCAUGGAAUGAGAGCCCUUCUGCAACGAAUAAAUCGACAGCAACAGCAACCGGGGCAAAAUUUUGCAUUUAACCAUUUUCAAUUGCCGAGGCCAAGCGAAGAAACACAAGUUCUGCGUGGAAUGAGAGCCCUUCCGCAAGGAAUAAAUCGACAGCAACAGCAACCGGGAAGUGACACCUUGAACGGGGAAGCGGAGCAACAAAUUAUGAAUAGAGCAGAAGGUCUCACAAAAAUUGUACUGUGGUUCGCAUUGUCUAGUGCUGUUGCGUUUUCAGUCUAUUCGAUGGUUAUGUACCCAUGGAAUAAGGUGGAACCUGUUAUGGGAUAUUUCUUUUGGUUCACAAUGCUAUUCGGAUUCGGAAUAUUCACCAUUACCGGAAGAACGACCUCACCGCUGAUCUUUGUGAGAGAUAUGAUUUCCAACAUCAUCAAUUUUCUCUUUAGAAGACCCAAUAGUUAGAAAUAGCUACAGAAUAUUUCAGAGGAAGAAUGAUGUAAGGUGGAAGUUGCUUCUAAUGCUUCUAUUUGAGUUCCGGGUUAAUAUUACAUAGUGUGGAUAAUAUCAUGAUGUGUAGCAAGUAAAACUUAAGUAUGACUUAGUUAAUAUGUAUUUGGCUUUACUUUUA
Messenger RNA from Cryptomeria japonica (Japanese cedar), 1991 nucleotides. RefSeq lists its product as uncharacterized. The transcript is spliced from 14 exons. NCBI's taxonomy places the organism in Eukaryota, Viridiplantae, Streptophyta, Pinopsida, Cupressales, Cupressaceae. The coding region runs from base 80 to 1825 and encodes 581 amino acids. The record is from RefSeq and is a predicted model, not a curated record.